AUGGCAAUCAAACAUUAAUAGAUUGAUGAACCUUUAUAAUUGUUAAAGGGAUUUAAAAUACCAUUACUUAAUACAUAUUUUCAAGAACCUUACAUAUCUCCUUAAAAUGCUAAGUAAUAAAUGAGUUCCAGGAGUAAUCAUCAACCAUUUUUUGAAUCCCCAACUACAAAAGCAAUAUCAACAAGUAGAGAAUUUUAUCGUUUUGAACCUUUAAAAGUUGAAAAAAUACAAAAGAACAAAUUAUUAGAAGAAAGAUCAUUAUCCCCAAUAAAACCUAAAAUUUUUGAAGAUAACAAAUUAAAAGGAUUAUUAAAUAUUGUUUCAGAUAGAAAUAAAUAAAUUCAUUUAAAACAAUAUGACUUUAAUGUAGGUGGAUCAACUAGUAAUACAAAAAAAAUAAAGUUUAAUUUUAAGAAAAUAAAUAUUAAAAUACCUUAAAAAAUCCAAUUUUCAAAAGAAGAUCCUGAAAAUAAUAAGAAAUUCUUAAUAAAUACUCUUCGAAAAAAUUCAGUUAUUCAUAAUUAAGUAGAUAUUUAAAGACCUGAGAGAUCUAAAUCUGAUAUUGAAAGAGUAAGAUCAAAAUCAAAUUUAAAAUAAGUUAGUCCAUAAAAAGAUUAAUUAAUUGAUGAGUAACAAAAAAAGAAAACUGUAAGAUUCAAUGAAUUGGUUGAAAUAAGAAUGUUUGAUAGAAUAAAAUCUCAUUUAAUAAAAUAGAUAAUGUGA
This is a messenger RNA of Paramecium pentaurelia, 723 nucleotides long. Lineage: Eukaryota; Ciliophora; Oligohymenophorea; Peniculida; Parameciidae. The record is from the annotation of a GenBank genome assembly.